UUUAUCUUACAUUUCAUGUGUCAGCAUCGUACCUAAAGGUUGUUCUGAACAAUGAAACAGCAUAGCCGAUUGCCCAUCCUGGUCUUAUUGUUCUGCAUCUUAACUAUUUUUGCAGAACCAGACACCCGUGAUCCAUGCAAAGUAACAAGGUGCAGCGCUGAUGGACCAGACAUUCGAUUCCCCUUUAGACUCAAAGGAAAACAGCCAGCACGGUGUGCAUAUAAUCCGCACUUUGAUCUUUACUGUACUGAAACAAACCAGACCGUGGUCGAGCUGCCUUUCUCAGUCAAGGUUAUCAUACAAGACGUAGACUAUAAAAAGCAAUUCUUUGACAUGUCAGAGCCUGAUGGAUGCCUUGCUCAUCUCAAUUUAUCUGCAUCUCCUUUUCGGUCAAAUGAUUAUUAUGAAUCAAGCCGAAAUGCGUUAUUCAAUUGCUCAGGGACAUCUCGUAGAAGUUCAAAAUUUCGACAAUGGGGGAACUUUUCUUGCCUCGAUGUUGCUGGCUAUGAAGUUUUAGCUAUACCAUAUGGAGAGGCAAUCUUGGACUAUCCUCUUCUAUCUUGCACAAGAAUUCCUAGUUAUGCAUCAGUGCCCAAUUCAUUUUACAAUUACGAUAAGCUUGCAUAUCUAUCUUGGCUCAAACCAAAUUGCACUAAAUGUGAAGAAGAUGGAGGGCAGUGUAAAUUGACAGAAAACAAAGUUGAACGUGAACCUGAAUGUUUCCAAAACCCUCAUACAGGUCCAUCAAAAAAGAUAGUACUCACUGGUGAAAUCCUAGGCCCGUUCCUGCUCAUGUUUGUUGGGUUUGUUGUUUAUUGGGUUACUGUAGCUAGCCUAGAGAGGCAGGGUUACAAAAAAAUUAAACUGUUUUUGGAGGAUUACAAAGCACUUAGGCCGGCUAGAUACUCGUAUGCAGAUAUAAAGAGGAUCACUAAUCAGUUCAAGGAUGAACUUGGACAAGGAGCUUACGGAACUGUCUUUAAAGGGAAGCUAUCUAAUGAGAUUCUGGUGGCUAUCAAGCUUCUCAACACUUCAACUGGGAAUGGACAAGAGUUCAUCAAUGAAAUGGAGACCAUGUGUCAAAUUCACCAUGUCAAUGUGGCUCGCUUGGUUGGCUACUGUGCGGAUGGUUUCAAACGAGCUUUGGUUUAUGAAUUUUUACCCAAUGGUUCAUUGCAAAAAUUCAUAACUUCAGCUGAUAGAAAGGAUAUUUUCCUGGGUUGGGAAAAGCUUCAAGAUAUUGCUUUGGGCAUAGCCAAAGGAAUUGAGUAUCUUCAUGAAGAUUGUGACAAACGGAUCCUCCACUUUGAUAUCAAACCUCACAACAUUCUGUUAGAUGACAAAUUCACUCCAAAAAUAUCUAAUUUCGGUUUGGCCAAACUCUGUUCUAAGGAUCAAAGCAUUGUGUCAAUGACAACAGCUAGGGGCACUUUGGGCUAUAUUGCACCGGAAAUAUUUUCUCGGAACUUUGGCAAUGUGUCUUAUAAAUCAGAUGUUUAUAGCUAUGGAAUGUUACUGCUUGAAAUGGUUGGAGGAAGGAAAAUCACAGAUGUCACAGAAGAAAAUGGCGAGCAAGUUUACUACCCACAAUGGAUUUAUAAUCUUCUAGAGAACAAUGAAGACAUACAAAUCCAUGUGGAAGGAGAGGAGGACACUAAAAUUGCAAGGAAGCUAUCCAUUAUUGGACUUUGGUGCAUUCAGUGGCAUCCAGCAAACCGUCCAACCAUGAAAAAUGUGGUUCAAAUGCUGGAAGGGGACGAUGAAAAGCUAAUCAUGCCUCCUAAUCCUUUUGGUUCUUCAUAUGCAAUUAGAACAAGAGCUGCUAAUGGAGUAAGGCGAUUGCAACCAGAGUUAUCUACCAUUUCAGAAAUAGAGUGAAGUUGAGAUGGUUAUAAUGAGCUGUGUUAGAUAUAAAUUUGUGUUUAGCUUGGUAGUCUUUCCUUCUUGUGUAUAAAGUUCAAAAUAGGAUCACAGAUAGUUAUCCAUGAAAGAAUUUCUAAACAAUUAUAAAUAUGUAAGUUCUACGUUUUUGCCAGUGGCUAUAA
Messenger RNA from Neltuma alba, 2045 nucleotides. RefSeq names its product rust resistance kinase Lr10-like. Gene Ontology annotation, biological process: protein phosphorylation. NCBI's taxonomy places the organism in Eukaryota, Viridiplantae, Streptophyta, Magnoliopsida, Fabales, Fabaceae. The coding region runs from base 52 to 1878 and encodes 608 amino acids. The record is from RefSeq and is a predicted model, not a curated record. The transcript is spliced from 3 exons. Gene Ontology annotation, molecular function: protein kinase activity; polysaccharide binding; ATP binding.